This is a messenger RNA of Lates calcarifer (barramundi perch), 4823 nucleotides long. Its product is annotated as radixin. Bases 314 to 2059 code for a protein of 581 amino acids. Gene Ontology annotation, biological process: regulation of organelle assembly; positive regulation of protein localization to early endosome; regulation of cell shape. Gene Ontology annotation, cellular component: adherens junction; apical part of cell; plasma membrane. Gene Ontology annotation, molecular function: actin binding; cell adhesion molecule binding. NCBI's taxonomy places the organism in Eukaryota, Metazoa, Chordata, Actinopteri, Centropomidae. The record is from RefSeq and is a predicted model, not a curated record. The transcript has 15 exons.
GACCGGAAGUCGUUGCAUUUUAUUCCGGCGGGCUCGACAGUGGCACCCCAAAUCGCCUUAUGGUUGUUUAGACUUCAACGGUUUUUCUAUGUCUGUGGGAAUUUGUUUCGUCAAAAGCACGGAGAGAUAAGGACCGGGAACUACAGCAGGUUUUUUCACCGUGGAUAUUUUUGUCACACCUGAAGAUACCGGGCUUUCCACAUCAAUUUAAAGACAUACUUCGUCCCCCCGGCGCUGUGAUACAACUGCUGUUGUUGUCCUGUGACGGAUUUAUCCUCUCAGCUGUCGGGUGUAAGGAGGAGAGGAAGCAAAGAUGCCGAAACCGAUCAACGUCCGUGUUACCACCAUGGAUGCAGAGCUGGAGUUUGCCAUCCAGCCUAAUACCACAGGAAAACAGCUCUUCGACCAGGUGGUGAAGACAGUGGGUCUGCGGGAGGUCUGGUUCUUCGGUUUACAGUAUACAGACAGCAAAGGCUACAUCACCUGGCUCAAACUCAAUAAGAAGGUGACCCAGCAGGAUGUGAAGAAAGAGAACCCUCUGCAGUUCAAGUUCAGAGCCAAAUUCUUCCCUGAGGACGUCUCAGAGGAGCUCAUCCAGGAGAUCACCCAGAAACUCUUUUUCCUCCAGGUGAAGGAGGCCAUCCUGAACGAUGAGAACUACUGUCCCCCAGAGACAGCUGUGUUACUGGCGUCAUACUCUGUCCAGGCCAAGUAUGGAGACUACAACAAAGACGUCCACAAGCCUGGCUACCUUACCCAUGACAGACUGCUGCCUCAGAGAGUCCUAGAGCAACACAAGCUGACCAAGGAGCAGUGGGAGGACAGAAUACAGACUUGGCAUGAGGAGCACAGAGGAAUGCUCAGAGAGGACUCGAUGAUGGAGUAUCUCAAAAUUGCCCAAGACUUGGAGAUGUACGGUGUCAACUACUUUGAGAUCAAAAACAAGAAGGGCACACAGCUGUGGCUGGGCGUGGAUGCCCUUGGCCUCAACAUCUACGAACAUGAAGACAAGUUAACACCAAAGAUCGGCUUCCCCUGGAGUGAGAUUCGAAACAUCUCUUUCAAUGACAAGAAGUUUGUCAUCAAACCCAUUGACAAGAAAGCACCUGACUUUGUGUUUUAUGCCCCGCGACUGCGCAUCAACAAGCGCAUCUUGGCAUUGUGUAUGGGUAACCAUGAGUUGUACAUGAGGAGGAGAAAGCCCGACACCAUUGAGGUGCAGCAGAUGAAGGCCCAGGCUCGGGAGGAGAAGCACCACAAACAGAUGGAGAGGGCCCAGCUGGAGAAUGAGAAGAAGAAGCGAGAGCACGCAGAGAAGGAGAAGGAGAGGAUAGAGCGCGAGAAAGAAGAGCUCAUGGAGAGGCUAAGACAGAUCGAAGAGCAGACGAUGACAGCUCAGAAAGAGCUCGAGGAACAGACUCGCCGGGCCAUGGAGCUGGAGCAGGAGAGAAAGAGAGCGAGGGAGGAGGCAGAGAGGCUGGAGAGAGAAAGGCAAGCGGCUGAGGAGGCCAAGGCAGAGCUGGCCAAACAGGCUGCAGACCAGCAGAAGAACCAGGAGCAACUGGCUGCUGAACUGGCUGAAUUCACAGCCAAGAUUGCUCUCCUGGAGGAUGCCAAAAGGAAGAAGGAGGAUGAAGCCACAGAAUGGCAGCACAAGGCUCUGUCAGCCCAGGAGGACUUGGAGAAGACCAAGGAGGAGCUGAAGACCGCCAUGACGGUGGUGCCAGCACCUCUGGGCGGCCAUGCUGAGAGCGAGCACGACGAGCAGGAUGAGAACCACGCAGAGGCCAGCGCAGAGUUGUCCAACGAGGGCGUCAGCCAGCUAGACCUCCGCAGUGAAGAGGCACGCGUCACUGAGGCCCAGAAGAACGAGAGGGUGAAGCAACAGCUGCAGACAUUAAGUUCAGAGUUGGCCGAGGCCAGAGAUGAAACCAAGAAGACACAGAAUGACGUGCUACAUGCCGAGAAUGUGAAAGCAGGCCGAGACAAAUAUAAAACGCUGCGCCAGAUCCGACAGGGCAACACGAAGCAGCGCAUCGACGAAUUUGAGUCCAUGUGAGAACAGCAUCUCUCUCCCCUUCGCCUGCUUUCCCUCAGGGGUACCUGCUCCCGAACUUUCCCUCAGCGGCUGCUUUUUUUUCAUGGACAACGGAUGCUGCCGUCCUUGUUAUCCCCGUGAGUCCCCCUCAACAAACCCUAAGCAAUCUUGAGAAAUUAUUUUGUCAAACUUUGCCAAAGUUUUGUCUCACAUCUCCAAACUGAAAGUUUGAAAAUCUCCCCGAUACGGAGCUGCUUACGCGCCACUUUGAACAAACAAAUAUUGUUGAACUGCAGAGGUCGUCUGUAGUCCUUGAGCACAGGGAAAAAGAGAAACUAUAAAACCAAAAUGGAAGCAAUUGGAUUUUUUUUAUUUUGAGCAAACAUGGCCAUAGAAAGCUACUUUUGUUGUUUUUUUUUUUGUUUUGCUUAACGACUUGUAUGCAAAGCUUUAGUAUGAUUCUAUGUCUUCAGUUAAAGAUUACGUGUCCUCUCCCUGUUUUUAAGUUCUUUUCCUCUGCUUUUGUUUGACUCGUUUUAUUGAUGAUGCCCUUCUUUUUAGUUGUCUGUCGAACACAAUGAGGAGUUUGGGAAUAAAUGAGGUCACUAUUUUCAUUCAGUGUCAAAACGCUGCUAUGUUACAUCAUGUCAAAACAUUUCACAUGCUAAAUAUGCUAAUUCUCUUAGCACCUGUAAGUGAUUAGAGAGCUGAGCUGAGGUCUUUUCACUCUAUUCAACCGAUUCAAACUAUUGUUUUAAUGUCACAUUAAUAGGUUUAUAUAAAAUGACACUGCAGUAUUUAAAUAGUUUCAUUGAAUAUCAAGAAUAGCAAUAUUUUCUGAGUUUGAAUUUUGUUAAGGAAAUCGAAGUAGGGAAAGGAGCCACCUAACUUGUCGCACGACAGGUUUUGAUGAACGAAUGUAGCAAAGGUGACAAAGGGAAAGUGUUUCUUACAUGCAGAGGUGAUAGGAUGGCAUGUAACGAGCUUGUGCCACUGAGCUAUCGCCCUCGAGCUUAAAAGUGUUCUGAAAAUAAGCUAAUUGGUGGUUGUGUUAGCCGUAUGUCUCUGUGUCUGUGUGUGUGUGUGUCCCAGUUGCAUCCCAGUGUUUCAUUCCCAGUCACCAUAGAUGGUUUUCUCUGCCUGCCAGCUCACAAAGGAACCCAGGGUAUUAAACGGACAGACAGAACAGACAGACAAGUGAUGUGUCCGAGUUGUUUGUCUGUCUGUCCGGCUAUACGAGCGUUGGUGCGUUUGUGUGCGUGUGAGUAUGUACAAGUGUGUACGGGUGUGGAAGCCGAGGCCUGGCACCUCUCUGGCUGGAGAGCUUAUGAAAACAUCGGUCCUCAACCCGGGACAUAUCUCUACCUCAGUAAUUUUAGCAGUGGUGACUGACAGUCAAACACUCAGGGUGUUACCUCCCCCUCCCUUGGCAAAAAAAUACAACAAAUAGGGUCAUUAUUUUACUCGGUUGCUGUUACAUCCUCGGGCGGUGCUCCUGGACAGGCUAGUCAGAGCUCAGUUGCUUUGUAGCUGGAUGUUGGUAAAGUGAGAUCUAGAUUGAAAAGUGUUAUUUCUUACAUUUGAAGCUACUUUUACUCAGUGGUCUCUCCCUGCUCCUGGCCUUGCUCAGACGUUUUUUCCAUUCUCAUUUUGUCCCUGGGUAAAAAAGUGUGAAAGGUGAAUAAAUAAUGUUGCAAAUAUCAGAAUGGAGAUGUACUGUAUACACAGCAUUUUCAGAAGAAGCUAGGUCAUUUUGUCGUACCCUGACUGGGUCUUGUGAUGCGUUUAGGAUUGUAGGAGCCAUGAGUUGUUUGUGGUAAAAGUCUGAGUCUAACCCCUGACAAGGAGGCUCUUCUGUAAAUUAAUCAAAAUGGCCUUCAAUGUCUGCUCAGAACUUCACAAAUUCACUUUAAAGAGGCAGUUUUCAGACCUGCAAUGAGUUCUCGGGGCUGAGAGACUCGUGAAUACGUAAAGAGAUGAAUUAUUUGUUGUACUUAAUGUGAAGGGACCUCGCUAUAGUGAUUUGUACGAAUCUCUCUCCAGAAAAAAACGGAGAAUAGGCCGAUUUCUUCCCCUAAAAUCUUAUUAUAAAUUCUCAUCUAGCAGCAUUGUUUGUGCUCAGACAACAAAUUGACUCUACCUUUUGUGGGGUGGAAAAUAUGUUCCAGGGUGCAUUUUUGAAAUGAGUGAACAUUAAGUUUUCCUUUUUUUUUUUUAUUAACAAUAUGAUGAAAAAUGUUUAUGGUAUUAUUUGUGAUGCUAUUCUUGACAGCUGGUGUAGGUUGACAUUUUUUUAAGAGUUUUAAAGUCAAAGCACUUGUAUGAAAGGAGACACUGAAGCCUGCCUUUUGUGUUUAACUUCACAGUGUCCAUUGUUAGUGUUGUGUUUGCCAUAGCAGGUGAAAAAAAAAGAUCCUGUGCUUCCAGCUCAUAUUUUUGUAUUGUGUUCAGAGACCCUAAACCAGCAGCACGCAUCGCUCUACUGGACAGCUUCACUGGAGGGGAAAACUCCCGCUGACAUGUCCACACCCCCCAAAACCUUCCACAAUCAAGCUGUAAGGCUUCAGUUAGACUCUGUCUUUCUCCACAGCUGAAUGUUAUUGGCCUGCCUGUCCCCUCCAAUGAAGCCAGCGUCUGUGAUGAUGCCUGCUCUGUCACCAGCUGUCAUGUUUAGCCGUUUUUUGUUUUUUUCUCCUUAUGUUCAUGUUAGUAUUCUUUAAGAUAGAUGGCACAGAUGGAUUGCAGUCCAUUUCAUUGGUUCACAAAUAAAAGUUUUAAAUUUUGA